CUUCGACCAAUACACGGGCGUUUGAAAGAGUGCGUAUCGCGAGCUUUCCACCGGGUGACUUUUCCGAAAGUGACCUCACAGAACGCGGGUUGAUUCGGUGCUCCCUUCCCGCGACUACCCCUUCCGCUGCCGUACGGAUUCUCAUUAAUCGUUAGCGUCACAUCAUCAUCAUCUUCGUCGUCGUCGUCAUUAUCGUCGUGGUCGUCGUCGUUGUCUCCUUCUCUCCGCCCCCACGUGACAGUGCACGACCACGUGGUCUACGAUUGAUUGAUCGAGCCCUCGACGGAUGCCAACGUCUCCCGCUACAAAAUGAGACAGAUUCCGGAAAGUGGUGAUUGCAGUGCUUUCGGAACGGCGAAUUAUGUAAGCCUUAUGUAACGAUAAAGAUUCGUGCGUAAUGCGUGAAUCAGCCACCAUUAGUGCCGAAGAUUUUCGAGGCUCGAAUCUCACGAUUGCCGGCGAAGGUGGGAGCCUCGCGCGACGAAGAAUUUGAAGAUUCGCGUGAUGCGCAUACGCGUGAUUCAUCACGCAGGAUCGAAUAGCACGAUCGGCCUCACGUAUAAGCCGAGAGAGGAUAUCGGCAUGCCUGCGUGCCGCGCGCGUUGAUCGAUCGAGGACGGGAAUCUCGUCACCGACCACCGUCCGCGUCUUGAUUCCGCGGUGAAAUCGGGCCGGGUCGAGCGGCCAGGCUGUCGAUUGUGAGAACGGUAAGCCGGCACCGACUCGCACCGCGGAAACCGGCCUGCCACGUGACUUUCGGUGGCUGCCCGCGGCUUCUGCGUCGUUCGAUACACGCGAGCGUACGCCACUGGAUGCCGUUGGGAGACGCCAAUAAUUUCCAAGAAGGUACCGAAGAUACAUCGAAGGGGACUCGCAAGUAGAUCGCGUCGUUGAUCCUCCGACGUAUUCUCAAAUACAUUAGUCAUUCUGUUGACGGCGAAAAGGAAAAAGAAGGCCUGAAUGACGGCGCGACGUGACUACAUCCGAGGAAAAUCCGUGCUUGAUGACGGGAUGCCGCUUAAUUACGCGUCGACGUAUCCGAUCGAGCGAUCGUAGCUGCUUUAGCGGAAAAACGCGGAACGGGAGAGAUCGCGCGUAUCGCGCGCGGAGCCGGAGAGUUGAAUGCGCGCACAGGCAGGCGCGAGGUCGUCCCCCUCGACGAUCGUCUCGAAACGAGCCUCGUCGAAACUCGUUCGAAAGCUGACGCAUCGCGUGAACGCGAGACGCGAUCCGGAGGCGAUCGGUGACGCAAGAUCUGAGGCAUUGAACUGUCCCCCGCGUAUUUUAACGCGACAAAAUUUCAUACGAGCGACAGAUUGUCGCGUAACGAACGCGACAAGAUUCCGCGACUCGGUUUCAGGUCAAAAUUGCAAUAAUAUCCUGCAGAUUAUUAUCGCGCUGCGCGCGUGAUUGACAUGCGCUCGCACAGCACGAAUCUUGCCUCGCAUUGCUCCGUUGCGUUAUCGAAGUCUUGCUAAAACGACCGCGUAAAAGCGAUUCCUCGCGCGAUCGAGAUGUCGAAGCGUCCGGCGAACGGCGCGCUGACAGCUGUUCGCAAAUAACGUUGACGUUUGAGCUCUCUUAAUUGAGUGGGACAUAACGCGCGUCGGUAGAACAGCGUAGUCUCCUCCUGAGAUGGCUCUUCAGCGAUAGUGAAAGUUACGUUUGACAGCGAAUUUGCAUACAAUUAUAGCAGCAGUGCCAUUGUAGCUCGUCACUAUGGAUACUCCGAAGCUUCUUGCCAUAGUAGUGGUACACUAGAAUUCCAUUUGCGACAAUUUUUCUUUAGGAAGGCGUUGCGCACGUGUGCGUUUCACGGCGUGAAGCGCGCCACCGAUUUGUGCCACUUAUUGUAAAACUGGCGUAUGAGCAAACCGCGUAUAAUGGUUUUGUUCGCGACUGAAAUUAGACAUCAUCAAACAGCGAUGAUCGCAAGAAGCGCAUCACCACGAUUAAUGGCAGUUUUAAUGCCUGGAUCGUGUAUGGAAAUUUAAUCGUGGAGUCAAGGCGAAACCCAAUUGAAAAAGAGACGUCCUUAGGAACGACGUUUCGCUAACGACGCGCAACUCUGCGGUUUGAACCGCGCGAGCGCUUGUUGAUAUUUCUCUUAAAUAAACCAAGUUUAUCCGGUUAAUGGACGAUCAUUAUGCCAUCAAGGAAUAAUCAGAGGAGAUUGCCGCCGACGAUGCGACCCGACAAACGUAUACGUGGAUAUUACUGACAAUCGGAUCUUUGUAAUUGGCCAAAGUUUAAUGGCGAUAGCGGAUUUAUGCGCAUUCCUCUUUCAUUAAACAAUCAUUACCGGAUGAUACGCGUUGUUCGCCGACCGUAACGACAAACAGAUACACAUGAGAUGUAUCGAACGAAUUGAAGUUUAACACGAAGUGUAUACACGAGGCUCUCAUGUCUCAUUAUUGAACCAUCCUUACAUCAUUGUCGUCGGAAUUAGCGACGACAAACUGGCACAGGUUCGACCUCUGGAUUUCUCUCUAAUUGACGAUGGCGUGCUCAUUGAAAUUCCAGGAUUAAGUAACAGAUAUCUCUGGUGACUUCCGAUAAUUAGUCGCGGAACGAACGAGAUUUUAAGGCGAAAGGAGGCUCUAUGUGCCCGCGUCCGUACUCACUUGGCCAGUGUCGGUGUCUCGCUGUUACCUAUCGGCGGCCGACGACUAUCUCGUCGGAUCUGCGCGAGUUCCGGCGAGCGAGGUAGCGGGCAUCAUCGACGGACCCCGGAGUCCACCAUGUCCGUCUUGGAGGCCGGCGAAGCCGACCGGACGACGACGAUGUCACCGUUGGACGAGGUCGUAUCCCCGACUAGCGUCGAGUCGGAACUGAUGGUCACCGACAUGUUGGACGAGCACGAGGCCGCGCUUAACGAGCACGGCAAACGCAAAAGAGACACGGACGGCGAGGAGCUGACGCCGAGGAAGCUGCCGUCGCUCACGAGAAACAACAAUGAGGUCGGGUUCGUCCUCGAGGGAAGUCCCGACGACGACCUCCGGGAGGAUAGGGACGACGACCGUCUGACUGGUCAUGGGGGCAUCUCCUCGCUGGGCGGCGGGAAUUCGUCGCCCUAUUCCGGUGCCCAUCACCACGGACACCGGGGAAACGGAAACGGGGGCGGCAUGCCCCACCACGGGGGCGCUUCGCUGCCGACCGCCUCCGACUUCCAACCCCCUUACUUUCCACCCCCGUUUCCCUCGCAUCACCACGCGCCCGCUAGCCCCCAGCAUCCUGGUCUCGGCCAACCGCAACACCUGGAUUACCUCGUCGGCGAUCCUUAUACGCAAACGCUCAACACGUUGCACCAGCACCACUACAAUCACCUGAGCGCUGCCGUCACCGCGGGCCAAAGGAGCGGCGAUCUCAGGAGAGACACCGAGGGGAUUCAUGUGACGAACAUGCACGCGUCGUUCCCGUACGACGGCGGACGCAGUAGUGGCGGAGGCGGCGGUGGUGGAGGCGGCGGCGGCGGCGGUGGUGGCGGUGGUGGAAGGGGCGUCGAGUAUGGCGCCGUACGUCGUCCUGACGCCCUCCUACCGCCUCCGGGUCUCGACCAGACCGACCUCGUUCUGCACAGCAGCCUCGUUGACGACCCCCAGGUGAGCGACGAUAACACAAAUGUGGACGAUGGAGGAUUCAUGAACGACCUGCCACUAUUAAAAAAUAUGAAACCUUCGGACAGGAGCGAGAAGGCUAUGUUGUCCGGAAACGCGCAACCGUCGGACGUAUUCUGUUCGGUCCCAGGACGAUUAUCGUUACUAAGCAGCACCAGCAAGUACAAAGUUACGGUAGCGGAGGUACAAAGACGACUGUCGCCGCCGGAAUGUUUGAACGCGAGUCUCCUCGGUGGCGUGUUACGAAGGGCGAAAUCCAAAAACGGCGGGCGUCUGCUUAGGGAAAAGCUGGAAAAAAUUGGUUUGAAUCUGCCAGCCGGUAGAAGGAAGGCCGCCAACGUCACGCUCUUAACAUCUUUAGUGGAAGGAGAAGCCAUUCACCUUGCCAGAGACUUCGGUUACGUUUGCGAAACCGAAUUCCCCGCGAAGCAAGUCGCCGAGUACCUCAGUCGGCAGCAUUGCGAACCGCAAGACUCCUACAGGAGAAAAGAACUUCUUCAUGCCACCAAACAAAUCACCAAAGAGCUGAUGGAUCUUCUGAACCAGGACAGAUCGCCGCUCUGCAAUACGCGGCCGCAACAUAUCCUCGAUCCCAGUAUACAGAGACAUCUCACUCAUUUUUCUCUCAUAUCACACGGAUUCGGAAGUCCUGCGAUCGUGGCCGCUUUAACGGCUAUACAGAAGUUCCUAAGCGAGUCUUUGAAUCAUCUGGAGAAGAUGUAUCCCGGGAACGGUAGCGGCGUGACGAGCAGUCAACAGUCGAAUCUCGACUCGAACAAGAGCAAGGACGGCGCGCUGAUGAACGACAUGAAGAAGUGACGCACAGAAGACCCGCCUACCUCGAACGUGGUCACGUCUAUCAGGCACUCCUGGCCAUACAACUGAGCUUCCGUGCGUCCAUCGCUCUUGCGGAAAGCUCGCAGUGGACCACUGAGAAACGCGUACGCGCAUACACGCGCUCGCGGACGCGUCGCACUCGCUGCUGGCACUCGCGUGCGACGUGCCGCGUGCCCACCGUGUACGCCGAGGUUGGCUGGUCGUAAGCUUCCGUAGGCAAUUCCACACGCAGGCUGCGUGAUACGUGCAAAAAAUGUGCAAUCAGGGAUAGUCGAUGAAUAGAAAACGGGAGGAGAGGAAAAUUCUCAUUUCGUAACUGAGCCCCGGGAAGCCGAAUACCGACGGGCUCAACUCUUUGUCGCUGGUCGCCUUUGGUAUAGAUUCUAUUCGUUUUGUACGUUAUCUUGAAAAUGUCUAAUUGUAAGAAUGUCUCGGAGACCUUUCUGCUUAUGAAAAUCUUCAGGACCUUUCCUCGUCAACCUGCAUCUGCGCGAUUAAAUUAUUAUCGAUACGAUCUUACAAAAAGUUGGAAAUAAUUUCUGUAUGCAGUGAAUAUAUAUUUGUUUUAAAUAUGCAUCACGCCAUAGAACAAAAGAAGUCAAAUUUACAUAUCUUAUGAAUGUCCAAUAGAUAUUCUUAAACAUUCUCAAGAAAAUAGUACACAUAUUCUUUAAAGUGCAAUUAAUAUAUUCUAUAAUUGAUGAUUCUUGAUUUUUUUCUCUCUUAGAAAUGUUGUAUCGAAAUUUUGAUAUAUAAUUUGUGUUUAUAAGCAAUCUCUUUACGAUAGAAAUAUACUAAAAAAUCGUGUUAAUCAAUAUUUAAAAACACGAAUAUCACAGGAAAAAAGAUAUCUGAGAAUAUCUGUUGGAUAUUUGUGUUAUAUGGAAAUACAUUAAGAUUGUAUAUACUUUUACAUCUAGAUCUUCUCCAAAAAAAAAAAGUAUUAUUCCAAAAACUUUAGUUCAAUACACUGUACGAUAAUUCUACUUGGGUUUACCGUCUUCUUAAAGAAGGCAUUCCGCAAGAUCAGAAUCAAAGGUAUACAGCUACGAUUUUUUGCAAACAUUUAUAUAAUCCGCCCUUUAUCCCACCGAUUCGCCGCAAAUAUGACAGAUCGAAUUUUUUAAAGAGCUGCGAUUCGAUAAUGCGUAAAUCACAUCCGUCACAUCAAGUCAUCGUUUCGCGUACUUUUGAACAUGAGGCCAGUGAAGUUAACUGAGAAGAAAAGUUAAUAAAGUUAAACGGAUAACUAACGAUAACGAAGGUGCUCACCUUCUACUUUAGCUCUUCAUCUUUAUCGCAUGUAUUUAAUCACUCUAAUUUUAUUAAAUAACAGGAUGAUGUGAAUAAAAAUCUUUGUUUUCCUUAUUCGGUUAGUAAAUUUGAAAUUAUACGAAAUUAUUAUUUGUACAGAAACUGUAACACGACAUAGUAACGGGUGUGAUAAGAAAGUGCGACAGAUACGAACAUAUGAGAUCCUAAUUGAUUCCCUUGCGCCGUUAUUCUUCGUUUUUAUUGAAAAUUUCACGCAAGAAAAUUUGUGAUUUGUGGAGAGAUCGGAUAAUCGUGAAAUAUUUAUGAUAGUCGAAAAAUGCGAAAAACUUAGUGCAAUCAUUAAUAUUAAUUCAACAAAUUAUUAGUAUUACUGUCUCCUGUAACUUGUAAUCCAAUCAUCCACAAUUUAUAAUUAUUAAUAAGCAAUCCGCAAGGAAAAAAAAAUUCGCAGAUCGUUUUAAAUUAUUAAAAAAAACAUUAAUUAAGAAAGAACAAAAACAAUCGAGAUUUACUUCUUUCUCUUUUAAUAUAUAUUUUGGAUUAUUUUAUGAUUUAUGGAAUAAUUUUACAUAACUUUUUUAUUAGUAAAACUGUGCUUCCAUCAAUGAGACUUACCUGGACCAACAAUUCUUUGCCGUGUAAUCAGAAGCGGUCGUGUACGAGUAUCAAAGUGCAACUUAGUCCUCGGUAACCGAUGUAUCAGUUUAGUCACCUCUACUGAUAUUAAUCAUAAUGGGACAUCGUGCGAUUAGCCACAAGCGAGGAUUCUGCCUUUGAUAGGUGCACACUCGCGUGAUAGUCAGGAACGACGUUAAGUCCAGGGAAUCGCCAAAAUUGAAGUCCUUCUGACGAGAUUAUAUCCUUCCCUAAACGUUUCAUCGAAAAAUGAGUAAUGUCAUUAAUUUAACGAAUUAUUUGCAAAUUUUUCUACAAUAUUUUUGUUCUAUUUUGGUAGAUAUAUUUGUUCUAUUUAUUAGUCGACAGAAAGAAUUAUUAUCGUUUAAAAAUAAGAACCAUCAGCAUCACGCUUGUCAACGAUUAAAUUCUCCUCCGAAGAGACUGCACUCAAGGCUAUUCCCCAGGGCCAUUAUCGUGCCAAUGCGAAACUUGCCAUUAAAAAGAUGUGCCAAUUAUCGAUAUCGAGUUAUUAACGUAAGCGACUGGCGGCUAAGAAAACCGGACGCAGAGGGAAAGCGGUAACAGCGCGACGAAAAAGCGCUUCCUCGAGCACGCGAAUGACACGCGCGCGUAACGAAACGGAAGUCUCCUCGGGAGCGACGCGCGAACACGCUCGUCGGCCGCAUUUCGCCGUCGUGACUCGCCAGUCACGAGAAAUUGUAUGAAGUACAAUACCAGGUGAACCUGAGACAUAUCUAACUUUGUAAUUAAAUCUUAGGCGUAUAUAUAAAUAUAUAUAUAAAUAUAUAUAUAUAAAUGUAAGAUUAAAUAAAGCGGGAAAGACGAGGAAGACGAGAAUCAAGAGAAGAAAGAGGAAGAAGAGGCGACCUUGAACACCAGGCGUCUCGCGUCGUCGCGGAUUAUGUACAGAAUAUUUGAAUCUUUCUUGUGAUAUAAUCGUACACAUUACUAAGGUGUAAACCGAUAAAAAAAAAAUACACUAUACAUUCCAUGUUUUUUCAUAGAAGUGAAGUAUUAGCAGGGUGGUCGCGCAGCAUAAGACUGGCUCGUUGCCGUAGGAACCAUACCACGAAGACACACGUCUUCUCUUGGUGUUAGAGGCGGCUCUAGGACUGGCAAAGCUUUUAGGGAAAAAAAAAAACUCAUACUGCUGUGCUGCCAGAUCUAAUGUGACAUUCUUCACACUGAGGAUGAGGUCUUCUCGAAAGGAUCUCACCUCUUUAUAUUCACAUUCUUACAUUUUACACGAGUUCUUGGAUACGAAGAUUUAUCGUGUAAGCGAAUUCCUCGAAUACUCAUAUGGGACUUGUAUAGCUUCUCGCGUAGCUUGUCCUUACAGUGGAGCCGCCUCUGCACUACGCAAAGCGUAAGACAGUUUUGUAAAUGUUAAAACGCAUUAAAUAAAAUCUUUAAAUCUGGCGUCUCCGUAUUCCGUACUUCCGUACUUGUUACAUAAUUUCACAUUUAUACGCCAUAUUUUGCAAAUAAUGCAAUUCUUCAUCAAUAAUAUAGCACGUUAUUAAUUCAGAAGGCAUCUAUUGUGAGUGAUCAGCAGCGUCAUCUUUAUCACGCGCGCUUUUUUUUAUCUUAGCUAUAUAUGUGAUUGCACGGCAGGAAGAAAUUUUGCGUUAGCGAGUAUAAAUCAAAGAUCGCUCUGCUGAUCAUCGCCUGAUGUACCGAAACAUCAAUGCACGUUAGAAACAAUUUAGUAUUGUGACAUCGUUCUAAAUAAAAUGACGCAUACGAGAUAAGUAACAUAAUAAUGGUGUAAUUAUUAUGCGAAGAGUACGGCGAAAAUCAGCAUGCGUUUCAACAGAUACAAGAUGCGUGGACGCUUCACAACGCAGCCCUCGGUUGCACUUUAAGCGAACGAAUAUAACGAACGAAGCAUCUUUUACGGCUCCCCGGUUCAUAUGCAGAGGGAUUAGUUAGGGAAAAAGUUAGGGAAAAGAAAAACUCGGCACCUUAUUUUCACUCACAACUACUUAGAUGCGACUUGUUAGAAGCUAAGGAUUCCCAUAAAUUAAUACUUAUUUAUAAUCCUUAGGACGGCCGUAGAAAUACGUUUUUCUACCAGAAUUUCUGUGCCAACUGCAAAGAAUGUUGUAGAUGAUUUUUUUGUUUCAAGUUGAAGCAUCAUUCUAAUCUUGUAAGAUACUCAGAUAUAUCUUUAUUAAAUAUAUUUGAAUUUCGUAGUAUAUUAUAUUCUGAUAUUGAUUAUACAGUUCAUUUUUGUAUAUUGGUGUGUGAUAAAUAAAUAAGAAUAUUGUUUCUAAGCAAUCCCUCGUGAUAAAAUGACUACCUGUUAUAUUAUGAUAGUAAUUACAAGAAUUGCUGACGGUUUUAUAAUUUGCUUUGCUAUAAUAUAAUCGAUAUGUUGAGAGAGUGAGUUUUGUAAUAGAUUAAAGCACAAGCAAAAAAAUAUCGAAUACAUUUUGUGUGUAGUAAUGAUAUCUUUUUAAGAAAAAUCUCUGAUUUCGUUCAUAUUUCUUUCUAGAAUAAACGCCAACCAUGUUUUAUAGCUAUAAAUAAUAAAAGAAU
Molecule: messenger RNA, 8909 nt
Organism: Temnothorax curvispinosus
Lineage: Eukaryota; Metazoa; Arthropoda; Insecta; Hymenoptera; Formicidae
Gene: TfAP-2
Product: transcription factor AP-2-epsilon
Exons: 9
Coding region: 2742-4436 (564 amino acids)
Biological process (GO): regulation of transcription by RNA polymerase II; anatomical structure development; regulation of cell population proliferation
Cellular component (GO): nucleus
Molecular function (GO): RNA polymerase II transcription regulatory region sequence-specific DNA binding; DNA-binding transcription factor activity, RNA polymerase II-specific
Source: RefSeq, a predicted model, not a curated record